GGGAGUUCCGCCGUUGAGUAAUAUUGUGACGUAUGACGUCAUGAAUUACGUUUAAUGAGGAAGUAAAAAAGAAGCUUCAUAUCAUUUCCAGCAUCUUGAGAACGCCUUCGUGUUUACUUUUUACUCGAAUAAAGCAGUCUGUCCAUCAUGCUCGGUGGUGGAUUUAAAGGAGAGAGACUGCGAGUUAAUCUCAGACUCGUCAUCAACCGCCUUAAACUGCUUGAGAAGAAGAAAACUGAAUUGGCUCAGAAAGCCCGAAAGGAGAUAGCUGACUACCUGUCGGCAGGUAAAGACGAGCGAGCACGGAUCAGGGUGGAGCACAUCAUCAGAGAAGAUUAUUUGGUGGAGGCCAUGGAGAUUCUCGAGUUGUAUUGUGAUCUGCUGCUGGCCCGCUUCGGUCUAAUCCAGUCCAUGAAAGAGCUAGAUCCUGGGCUUCAGGAAGCAGUGUCCACUCUGAUCUGGGCGGCUCCUCGCCUGCAAUCAGAAAUCACUGAGCUCAAACUCGUUUCAGACCAGCUGUGUGCCAAAUACAGCAAGGAGUACGGCAAGCUCUGUAGGACAAACCAGAUCGGAACAGUCAACGACCGACUCAUGCACAAACUCAGUGUGGAAGCCCCACCAAAGAUCCUGGUGGAACGUUACCUCAUUGAAAUAGCCAAAAACUACAACGUCCCGUACGAGCCGGACGCCAUGGUGCGGCCGGAGGUCGGAGAGGAAGCAGACCUUAUAGAUGUGGACAGUGACUUUAAGAAGCGUGGCGGUGGAGGCGGAGGUGGUGGAGGGUUUACUGCUCCGGCCGCUGCUAUGCCUAUGCCCAUGCCCAUGCCCAUGCCCAUGCCAACACAUACAGCCUUCAGCUACCCUACACCCAAAGGAGUUGAUCCCUUCGGUGCUCCUGCUGGCACCUAUGAUGUUGGCUUUAACAACUUCCAGCCUCCAGUGAGGGGAGGGCAGCCGCCUCAGCUCCCCAGCUGCCCCCCAACCUACGAGUCUGUAAGUGCAAGUACCCCUGCCCCCUCUUCACCAUUCCAGCAGACCCAGGACGUCUUUUUGGCCUUUCAGGUUGAUGAUUUGUCUCUCAGACCCUCUGCUUCUCCCCAGGUUGUUCCAGGCCCUGGCCCGUCUGCUCACAACUACGACAACAACGUCCUUCCUGAGCUUCCCUCGGUUCCCGACACGCUACCCAACUCGUCCUUGGGCGGCAAUCCCGGUCCAUCUGACGACAUUGACUUUGACGACCUGUCACGGCGCUUUGAAGAGCUCAAGAAGAAGACCUAAUCUCUCAAACGCUCACAUCUGGAAAUCCGUGUGAUGGGAUCUUCAGAAGAAAAAAAAAGCCCUGGUCAGAUUAUACACACGACUUCUUCAUCCGAAGCAAUGAUUUUUGAUUACUUCAGACAUCAGUGUAAGAUUUACCUCAUGCGAAAAAAGAAAUGCGCUGCUGUCUUUCUGGUGGAGGUUAUUUUACUCAUAACAUCACAACGUAAAGGAUCUGAUUGAAUUUGAAGACAAUAAGUCCAGACUUUCCCUAGACUAUUACUAUAAUCUCUUUUUAAAUCACUUUCCAUAUAUGGCCUUUCUGCUAUGUAAUAUAAUGUAUUAUAGCUACAGCAUCGCCACGCCCAGAAGCUGUGAUGUCAUCACCACACACACUCCUUUUAACUUAAAUUUACUGUCAUUCAUAUGGAUUUUUUUUUCUUUUCAAUUAAUAACGAGAAUAUGAGUUAAAAAAAAUAAUAAUAAAGACUUAAGAUGUUAAUAUUCCUUUAGUGUGCAUGCCAUGUGAGACGUGGUAAAUGAGUCAGCGGAUGUUUUUCGUACUAACACGACAGACUGGUUUGACCGGUUGUCUCAGAUUACACCCAGUAACAAGGCAGGGACUUUUUCAAUUGACUUAAGUGACCAUGUGACUUGCGUCACUGCUCAACAGGGCUGAUCUUAUUCGUCAUGUGACCAGAAUGACACAGCUUUUUUUUUUCACUGAUACUAAGUGAAUGAAAUAUUAAUUUGCAACAGUUUUGAUUAUCUCUACUGAAUUCUAGAAAGUAUUUCGCUUUUCUUUCUUUUGUCAAGACGAACGCUUUCACAUAAGUAAAUGGUCUUAUCAAAUGACAAACUGACUCACUGGUCUUUAUCUUAAAAGCAAACAAUCCUAGUAGUUUUAGCCCUUCAUCAUUAUAUUAUCAUCUUCUGAUCUGUGGCCUUGUCUUGGCAUUUAGGUCCAGUUUCGUAAUGUAUAUUCAUUUUUGGUGAAGGAUUACCUUUUUCACUUAUUUUCUUGGAUUCUGGAGAGUGUUAUUCAUAAUAUUUUCAAAAUAUACAAAACUCUUUUGUUCCAAAUUCUUUGUUUUUCUUCUUUUUUUUUCCCUUCUGUUUUUCCCCUGUAACACUACGGUGCAGCAAUGUUUCCCUUCAGCUCAGCUACAGGAGCAAUAUGGUAGCUUUAGCAAUGUUUGUUACUCGUUAUAACAUGUACUGGAAACAUAGACCGGUCAUCUAAUAAAGUAUAUUUGCUCAUAA
Messenger RNA from Tachysurus fulvidraco (yellow catfish), 2520 nucleotides. It is a transcript of the gene ist1, whose product is annotated as IST1 factor associated with ESCRT-III. NCBI's taxonomy places the organism in Eukaryota, Metazoa, Chordata, Actinopteri, Siluriformes, Bagridae. The record is from RefSeq and is a predicted model, not a curated record. The transcript is spliced from 10 exons. Gene Ontology annotation, biological process: protein transport. The coding region runs from base 148 to 1278 and encodes 376 amino acids.